Molecule: messenger RNA, 2040 nt
Organism: Orycteropus afer afer
Lineage: Eukaryota; Metazoa; Chordata; Mammalia; Tubulidentata; Orycteropodidae
Gene: ACOX2
Product: acyl-CoA oxidase 2
Exons: 14
Coding region: 1-2040 (679 amino acids)
Biological process (GO): lipid homeostasis; fatty acid beta-oxidation using acyl-CoA oxidase; very long-chain fatty acid metabolic process
Cellular component (GO): peroxisome
Molecular function (GO): FAD binding; fatty acid binding
Source: RefSeq, a predicted model, not a curated record
AUGAGCAGCCCAGUCCAUCGAGUGUCACUGGGGGAUACGUGGAGCAGGCAAAUGAAUCCUGAUAUAGAGAGUGAGAGGUGCAAGCAGUCCUUCGAUGUGGAACGGCUCACCAACAUCCUUGACAGAGGCGCCCAGAACACUGCAAUCCGGAGAAAAGUUGAAAGCAUCAUCUGCAGUGACCCAGAGUUCAGCCUUAAGGACAUUUAUUUCAUGUCCCAAAAUGAGCGAUAUGAGAAGGCUAUUCGGCACAAAGUCCACUUCUUGAUGAUAGCACAGCGCCUGGGCUGGUCAAACGAUGGUCCUGAAUUACACUACGCUUACAGAACCCUUGCUGGAAAUAUGGGCUUAACCUUACACAGUGUAUUCCAGAAAGCCCUUGGGAGCCUGGGCUCAGAGGAACAGAUUGCCAAAUGGGGCAAACUCUGCGAAGAGUUCCAGAUCAUUACAGCAUAUGCCCAGACGGAAUUGGGACAUGGGACAUACCUUCAGGGCCUGGAAACUGAAGCCACCUAUGAUGCAGCCACCCAGGAAUUUGUGAUGCACAGCCCCACGCUGACUGCCAUCAAGUGGUGGCCUGGGGACUUGGGAUUGACAGCCACCCAUGCCCUGGUCCUGGCCCAGCUGAUCUGCUCAGGAGCCCGGCAGGGCAUGCACGCCUUUAUCGUGCCCAUCCGGAGCCUCCAGGACCAUACCCCUCUGCCAGGAAUCACUGUUGGAGAUAUUGGGCCCAGGAUGAGCUUUGAACAUUCAGAUAAUGGCUUCCUGCAGUUGGACCACGUACGGAUACCCCGGGAGAACAUGUUGAGUCGCUUUGCAGAGGUCUUGCCAGAUGGCACCUACAUCAGGCUUGGAACAGCACAGAGCAACUACCUUUCCAUGGUGGUGGUACGAGUGGGGCUGCUGUUGGAGGAGAUCCUACCCCAGCUGCAGAAGGCUUGUGUCAUCGCCACACGCUACUCGGUCAUACGCCGCCAAUCCCGGAUCCAGCCCAGUGAGCCAGAAGCAAAAGUCCUGGACUACCAGACACAGCAGCAGAAACUCUUUCCUCAGCUGGCCAUGGCCUAUGCUUUUCAUUUUCGGGCAGUCACACUCUUGGAAUUCUUCCAACAUGCCUACAGUGCCAUUCUGGAUGGAGACUUUAGCCUCCUGCCUGAGCUCCAUGCACUGAGUUCAGGUCUGAAGGCUUUGGUGUCGGAGUACUGCACCGAGGGGGCUGAAGUGUGCCGCAGGGCCUGUGGGGGACAUGGCUUCUCAAAGCUGAGUGGCCUGCCUUCCCUGGUCACCAGGGUGACAGCCUCCUGCACCUAUGAGGGUGAGAACACUGUGCUCUACCUGCAGAUGGCCAGGUUUCUGGUGAAUAACCACCUGCAGGCUCAGAUGUCUCCAGACACCACAUCCACAAGGUCUCCACCUCAGUCUGUCACGUAUCUCACUGCACCUGUCCUGGCCAGGUGCCCAGCUCAGCAGGCAGCCGACUUCCUCUGCCCGGAACUCUAUACUGCGGCCUGGGCACACAUGGUAGCCAGGCUCAUAAAGGAUUCGGUGCAUCAUUUACAGACCCUGACGCAGUCCGGGGUUGACAGGCACACAGCGUGGAACCAGACCACUGUCCUACUUGUCCAGGCUGCUAAGGCACACUGCUACUAUGUCAUUCUGCAGAGUUUUAUACAAACUCUGGAGAAACUAGAAGAUGAACCAGAGAUUCGGCAGGUACUCAAACGUCUCUGUGACCUCUAUGCCUUACAUGGGAUGUUGACCAACAUGGGUGACUUUCUCCAUGAUGGCUUCCUGUCUGGGGCCCAAGCAGACAUGGCAAGAGCAGCCUACCUGAACCUCCUCCCCCUGAUCCGGAAGGAUGCCAUCUUGUUAACUGAUGCUUUCGACUUCACUGAUCAUUGUUUAUAUUCAGCACUUGGCUGUUAUGAUGGAAAUGCCUAUGAACGUCUGUUCGAGUGGGCUCAGAGGUCACCGAUCAAUACUAAGGGGAACUCUGCCUAUGAGAAAUACCUAAGACCACUAUUACAAAGAGCCAAACUAUGA